This is a messenger RNA of Pan troglodytes (chimpanzee), 3472 nucleotides long. It is a transcript of the gene NUAK2, whose product is annotated as NUAK family kinase 2. The record is from RefSeq and is a predicted model, not a curated record. Gene Ontology annotation, cellular component: cytoplasm. Bases 73 to 2091 code for a protein of 672 amino acids. Gene Ontology annotation, molecular function: tau-protein kinase activity; ATP binding. Lineage: Eukaryota; Metazoa; Chordata; Mammalia; Primates; Hominidae. Gene Ontology annotation, biological process: intracellular signal transduction; microtubule cytoskeleton organization; protein phosphorylation. The transcript has 7 exons.
CGUCGAGCAGGCCAAUGGGCGCCGGGGGGCGUGUCCAGGGCCUCGGGCUCAGGGCCUUUAUAACAACUUGGAAUGCUGUGCUUUACUGCGCGCCCUGGUACUGCUGUGGCUCCCCGUCCUGGUGCGGGACCUGUGCCCCGCGCUUCAGCCCUCCCCGCACAGCCUAUUGAUUCCCCUGCCGCCCUUGCUCACCUCCUGCUCGCCAUGGAGUCUCUGGUUUUCACGCGGCGCUCCGGCCCCACUCCCUCGGCCGCAGAGCUAGCCCGGCCGCUGGCGGAAGGGCUGAUCAAGUCGCCCAAGCCCCUAAUGAAGAAGCAGGCGGUGAAGCGGCACCACCACAAGCACAACCUGCGGCACCGCUACGAGUUCCUGGAGACCCUGGGCAAAGGCACCUACGGGAAGGUGAAGAAGGCGCGGGAGAGCUCGGGGCGCCUGGUGGCCAUCAAGUCAAUCCGGAAGGACAAAAUCAAAGAUGAGCAAGAUCUGAUGCACAUACGGAGGGAGAUUGAGAUCAUGUCAUCACUCAACCACCCUCACAUCAUUGCCAUCCAUGAAGUGUUUGAGAACAGCAGCAAGAUCGUGAUCGUCAUGGAGUAUGCCAGCCGGGGCGACCUUUAUGACUACAUCAGCGAGCGGCAGCAGCUCAGUGAGCGCGAAGCUAGGCAUUUCUUCCGGCAGAUCGUCUCUGCCGUGCACUAUUGCCAUCAGAACAGAGUUGUCCACCGAGAUCUCAAGCUGGAGAACAUCCUCUUGGAUGCCAAUGGGAAUAUCAAGAUUGCUGACUUCGGCCUCUCCAACCUCUACCAUCAAGGCAAGUUCCUGCAGACAUUCUGUGGGAGCCCCCUCUAUGCCUCGCCAGAGAUUGUCAAUGGAAAGCCCUACACAGGCCCAGAGGUGGACAGCUGGUCCCUGGGUGUUCUCCUCUACAUCCUGGUGCAUGGCACCAUGCCCUUUGACGGGCAUGACCAUAAGAUCCUAGUGAAACAGAUCAGCAACGGGGCCUACCGGGAGCCACCUAAACCCUCUGAUGCCUGUGGCCUGAUCCGGUGGCUGUUGAUGGUGAACCCCACCCGCCGGGCCACCCUGGAGGAUGUGGCCAGUCACUGGUGGGUCAACUGGGGCUACGCCACCCGAGUGGGAGAGCAGGAGGCUCCGCAUGAGGGUGGGCACCCUGGCAGUGACUCUGUCCGCGCCUCCGUGGCUGACUGGCUCCGGCGUUCCUCCCGCCCCCUCCUGGAGAAUGGGGCCAAGGUGUGCAGCUUCUUCAAGCAGCAUGCACCUGGUGGGGGAAGCACCACCCCUGGCCUGGAGCGCCAGCAUUCGCUCAAGAAGUCCCGCAAGGAGAAUGACAUGGCCCAGUCUCUCCACAGUGACACGGCUGAUGACACUGCCCAUCGCCCUGGCAAGAGCAACCUCAAGCUGCCAAAGGGCAUUCUCAAGAAGAAGGUGUCAGCCUCUGCAGAGGGGGCACAAGAGGACCCUCCGGAGCUCAGCCCAAUCCCUGCGAGCCCAGGGCAGGCUGCCCCCCUGCUCCCCAAGAAGGGCAUUCUCAAGAAGCCCCAACAGCGCGAGUCUGGCUACUACUCCUCUCCCGAGCCCAGUGAAUCUGGGGAGCUCUUAGACGCAGGCGACGUGUUUGUGAGUGGGGAUCCCAAGGAGCAGAAGCCUCCGCAAGCUUCAGGGCUGCUCCUCCAUCGCAAAGGCAUCCUCAAACUCAAUGGCAAGUUCUCCCAGACAGCCUUGGAGCUCGCGGCCCCCACCACCUUCGGCUCCUUGGAUGAACUCGCCCCAUCUCGCCCCCUGGCCCGGGCCAGCCGACCCUCAGGGGCUGUGAGCGAGGACAGCAUCCUGUCCUCUGAGUCCUUUGACCAGCUGGACUUGCCUGAACGGCUCCCAGAGCCCCCACUGCGGGGCUGUGUGUCUGUGGACAACCUCAUGGGGCUUGAGGAGCCCCCCUCAGAGGGCCCUGGAAGCUGCCUGAGGCGCUGGCGGCAGGAUCCUUUGGGGGACAGCUGCUUUUCCCUGACAGACUGCCAGGAGGUGACAGCGACCUACCGGCAGGCACUGAGGGUCUGCUCAAAGCUCACCUGAGUCGGGUAGGCAUUGCCCCAGCCCGGUCAGGCUCUCAGAUGCAGCUGGUUGCACCCGGAGGGGAGAUGCCUUCUCCCCCACCUCCCAGGACCUGCAUCCCAGCUCAGAAGGCUGAGAUGGUUUGCAGUGGAGCCCUGGGCAGGGCAGGAUAUGGGAAGUAGGCAAAUGAAAUGCAUCAAGGGUUCAGUGUCUGUCUUCAGCCCUGCUGAACGAAGAGGAUAAUAUAGAGAGGGGAACGGGAACGCCCGCGACAGAGUCCACAUUGCCUGUUUCUUGUGUACAUGGAGGGGCCACAGAGACCUGGAAAGAGAACUCUCCCAGGGCCCAUCUCCUGCAUCCCAUGAAUACUCUGUACACAUGGUGCCUUCUAAGGACAGCUCCUUCCCUACUCAUUCCCUGCCCAAGUGGGGCCAGACCUCUUUACACACACAUUCCCGUUCCUACCAACCACCAGAACUGGAUGGUGGCACCCCUAAUGUGCGUGAGGCAUUCUGGGAAUGGUCUGGAGUAACCCUUUGUUAUUUUUAUUUUUAUUUAUUUAUUUAUUUUUUUGAGACGGAGUUUCGCUCUUGUUGCCCAGGCUGGAGUGCAAUGGCACGAUCUCAGCUCACCUCAACCUCCGCCUCCCGGGUUCAAGCGAUUCUCCUGCCUCAGCCUCCCUGGUAGCUGGGAUUACAGGCGCCUGCCACCAUGCCCGGCUAAUUUUGUAUUUUUAGUAGAGACAGGGUUUCUCCAUGUUGGUCAGGCUCGUCUCAAACUCCCGACCUCAGGUGAUCCACCCGCCUCGGCCUCCCAAAGUGCUGGGAUUACGGGCGUGAGCCACUGCGCCCCACCUAACCCUUCCUUAUUUAGCCUAGGAGUAAGAGAACACAAUCUCUGUUUCUUCAAUGGUUCUCUUCCCUUUUCCAUCCUCCAAACCUGGCCUGAGCCUCCUGAAGUUGCUGCUGUGAAUCUGAAAGACUUGAAAAGCCUCCGCCUGCUGUGUGGACUUCAUCUCAAGGGGCCCAGCCUCCUCUGGACUCCACCUUGGACCUCAGUGACUCAGAACUUCUGCCUCUAAGCUGCUCUAAAGUCCAGACUAUGGAUGUGUUCUCUAGGCCUUCAGGACUCUAGAAUGUCCAUAUUUAUUUUUAUGUUCUUGGCUUUGUGUUUUAGGAAAAGUGAAUCUUGCUGUUUUCAAUAAUGUGAAUGCUAUGUUCUGGGAAAAUCCACUAUGACAUCUAAGUUUUGUGUACAGAGAGAUAUUUUUGCAACUAUUUCCACCUCCUUCCACAACCCCCCACACUCCACUCCACACUCUUGAGUCUCUUUACCUAAUGGUCUCUACCUAAUGGACCUCCGUGGCCAAAAAGUACCAUUAAAACCAGAAAGGUGAUUGGAA